AUGGACGGUUGCAACGUUGCAAAUGUACAACCUGAUUUAUCAGGCACAUUUAAUGGAAGCGAAAGCUAUAUGUCUGAGCAAUUAUGGAAAUUGUGUGCUGGACCUUUGUGUCAUCUUCCAAAUCUUAGAGAUAAAGUCUAUUAUUUCCCUCAAGGCCACAUAGAGCUAGUUGAGGCUGCUACAAGAGAAGAAUUAAAUCAAAUACAAUCAAAUUUUGAUCUCCCUUCCAAGCUCGAAUGUCGUGUUAUUUCUGUUAGGCUUAAGGCGGAAAAAAAUACUGAUCAAGUUUACGCUGAGAUUACAUUGAUACCAGAUGCAAGACAAGUUGUAAUCCCAACUCAAAAUGAUAGCCAAUAUAGGCCAAAAGUUAAUUCUUUUAUGAAGAUUUUAACGGCCUCAGACACAAGCACUCAUGGCGGAUUAUCGGUCCCCAAGAGAAGUGCAACUGAAUGUCUCCCUCCGCUGGAUAUGGCUAUACCGGUGCCUACCCAAGAUAUUCUUACUAAAGAUCUACAUGAUAGUGUUUGGAAAUUCAAACACAGUUUUAGGGGAACACCACAAAGACAUCUUUUAACUACAGGAUGGAGUGCAUUCAUAACAACAAAAAGUUUAGUUGCUGGUGAUGCUUUUAUACUCCUUCGGGGAGAAACUGGAGAAUUACGAGUUGGUAUCAGACGGGCAAGACAUCAACAAGGAAACAUAACUUCACCACUAGUAUCAACAGAAAAUAUGAGACAUGGAGUAAUUGCUUCUGCAUUGCAUGCUUUUCAUAACCAAUGUAUGUUCACCGUAGUUUUCAAGCCAAGAUCAAGUCAAUUUAUUGUCAAUUACGACAAAUUCUUAGAUGCUGUGAACAAUAAGUUUAAUGUCGGAUCCAGAUUUACUAUGCGGUUCGAGGCUGAGGAUUUCUCUGAAAAAAGAUAUUCUGGGACAAUUAUUGGAGUUGGUAAUUUCUCCCCUCAUUGGAAGGAUUCAGAAUGGCGAAGCUUACAAGUGCAAUGGGAUGAACUUGCAUCUUUUCCCAGGCCUGAAAAGGUUUCUCCAUGGGAAAUCGAACAUAUACCGUCUUCAUCAAAUGUUCCCCAAUCAUCUUUGCUGAUCAAGAACAAGCGUUCACGACAUGUUAACGAAAUUGGCUCGUCAUCAUUUUCACCACAUCUCUUGCCUCCUAUAUUAACACAAAAUCCAGAAGUAGUACAACCAAGCAUGGCCAAUGAAGGAGGCACUAGUUUUAGAUUGUUUGGAGUCUCUCUUGUCGUUCCUUUCGGAAAAAAUGAGUCAUACCAAGUAUCUAAUACUUCAAAACUCUCUCAAGAAAAAAAAAUUGGUUUGACCCCAACAUUUAAAUUACCAAAGAUGGCAGAAAGUAAGCAGUUUACUUCAACUAGAAGUUGUACUAAGGUUCAAAUGCAAGGUGUGACUGUAGGAAGAGCUUUGGAUUUAAGUGUUCUUAACGGAUAUGAUCAAUUAAUUCAUGAACUUGAGAAGCUCUUUGAUCUCCCAGGCGAGUUGCGAUCCCGUAACCAAUGGGAAAUGGUUUUCACAGACCAUGAAGGAGAUGUUGUCCUUAUGGGGGACGUUCCAUGGCUUGAAUUUUGCAACAUGGUGAAGAAGAUAUUAAUAUGUUCAAAGGAGGAGGUCAAUAAAUUGAAGUCUGAGACCAAUCUCCCAAACUAAAUCAAAAGCUUAAAUGGCAAUGUUUCAUGGUGUAAUAGAGGCAAGAAUGGUUAGAGAAGUUAUUAUUAUAUAAAUUUUAGAUAUGUUCUUGUUUUCUAGUAUUGUGAUGUCUUCUUCUGUUGUUUUUAAUUGUCAACAAUGUUCAUUGUUGUCAUAUGUGUCUCUAAUAUGUAUCUCUCUAUAGUUCAUUAAUAAAAUAAACAUCUCUCUGUUA
Messenger RNA from Capsella rubella, 1891 nucleotides. RefSeq names its product putative auxin response factor 14. Bases 1 to 1677 code for a protein of 558 amino acids. Gene Ontology annotation, cellular component: nucleus. The record is from RefSeq and is a predicted model, not a curated record. Gene Ontology annotation, molecular function: protein binding; DNA binding. The transcript has 14 exons. Gene Ontology annotation, biological process: response to hormone; regulation of DNA-templated transcription. NCBI's taxonomy places the organism in Eukaryota, Viridiplantae, Streptophyta, Magnoliopsida, Brassicales, Brassicaceae.